Molecule: messenger RNA, 474 nt
Organism: Adineta steineri
Lineage: Eukaryota; Metazoa; Rotifera; Eurotatoria; Adinetida; Adinetidae
Source: the annotation of a GenBank genome assembly
AUGUGUGAAUGGUAUAUUUAUAGUCGACCAUGGUCAACACUUGGUCCAGAUUGUAUGAGUUGUACUGAUGUUAUUGAUUCAUUUUGUGAUCAAGAUAAUCUUAAUAAAUAUUCAUUAAAUCACUUUGAAAAACUAAAAACAUUACGUGGUACUUCAACUGCAGUUAUACCUGAAUUAUCAAAUGAUGAUAAGAAUUGUUCAUCUUUUUAUUUAGUUUAUCCAUAUCUAGUUCUAGUACCAGGUAUUGAAACAACAUUUCUUUCUGUACGUAUACAAAAAUUUAUUUAUUCAAGCAAAACAAAAGCAAAAAUGAAUCAAUCAACAAACGUUGAAGUACGUGGAAAGUAUCAUGAUAAUAUAUGUGAUAUAGGUCAAGAAGGAACAUAUAGUCAUGAUUUAUGGAUAUUUCCAAUGGAUAAUAAAAUAGACGAAUCAAUAUUUACAUUUGAAAGCAUUAUUCUCCAACAAGUUUAA